AUGAAGUGGUUUAGUGGGUGUCCCCCUGGGAUCAGGUUUUGUCCCAAGGACGACGAACUGUUCUGCCAUUAUCUCUACGGCAAAAUCAAGGGUCUUGCUUUCUCCCCUCUCGAACUCUCUCUCGUUCAACACUGCGACUUGUACGGGGAUCACGACCCCUGGACUAUUUGGGAGAAUUUCGGCGGGGAGUCCUCCACAUUUAUGGACGAUCUUUUCUUCUUCACGCAGCUCAAGAAAAAAAGCAGCGCCAAACGAUUCGGUCGAACCGUCGGCCGCAAUGGAACUUGGAGCGGGGAGGGUAAGGGAGACGAAUUUGAGUUGGGCAACGUGAAAGGGCUCAAGAAGCGCUUUCAUUACGACAACUCGACGGUGGCCGAACAGGAUGGGCGCUGGAUCAUGCACGAGUACAGCCUUCCGGAAGAAAGCGCCAACUGGGUACUGUGUCUACUGCGGAAAAAUGACGCGGAAAAGAAGAAGAGAAAGCGGGAUCAAAGUGUGAAACAGAGGAAGCCAUCCAAGAGACAGGCCCUUUCUGAAGAAGUGGAAGCGAUGGCGUUGAACAUGCGUUCAGAAACUGGGCCGAGGAGCACUAAUGCUUCAGAUGGUUGUGCUAAUGGUUCAGAUAGUUGUGCCUUACAGCUCUGCCCCAGUAGCUCGUUUGGUUACAAUUCGGCUCAAGCUGAAAUUGGUGAUGAGGCGUAUCUGCAGCAACAGAAGUCAGCAUUGGCCAUGGAAGCCAUGUGGAUGCAGUCGGCUAAUGCAUCAUACGAGCAGAUGAGCCCAGUGGGGCCUUCUUCUUCUUCUUAUUGUUAUGGCGGAGUUGAGGGAGAUGAUAUGUUGAAGUUGGGUCGGGAUGAAGAUGGCAUGUGGCACUUGCUUGAUGAUUUUUGGGAGCAGAAUAUUGGCAUAGACGAUCUAUUGGACUGA
Messenger RNA from Mercurialis annua (annual mercury), 927 nucleotides. RefSeq names its product NAC domain-containing protein 41-like. The record is from RefSeq and is a predicted model, not a curated record. Lineage: Eukaryota; Viridiplantae; Streptophyta; Magnoliopsida; Malpighiales; Euphorbiaceae. The coding region runs from base 1 to 927 and encodes 308 amino acids. Gene Ontology annotation, biological process: regulation of DNA-templated transcription. The transcript has a single exon. Gene Ontology annotation, molecular function: DNA binding.